AUGGCGUCGUCUUCUUCGGCUCUCUCAAGACUCUCUAAUCUCCACGGACACUUGCAUCCCUCGCACUCAAAUAAGGGUGGUGUGGGGUUUAUCAAGAUUUCUCCAGAGGUUUCUGAAGCUUUGUCAAAUGACCAUGCUGUUGUUGCUCUUGAAUCCACCAUUAUUUCCCAUGGGAUGCCCUAUCCUAAGAACUUGGAAACCGCAAGGGAAGUUGAGGCAGUUGUGAGGGAAAAUGGAGCUGUUCCUGCCACGAUUGCUAUUUUGGAUGGCAUACCUUGCGUAGGUCUGAGUAUGGAAGAACUGGAGAAGCUUGCCAAUCUCGGACCCAGAGCUCAGAAGACAGCUCGAAGAGACAUCGCACAUGUUGUGGCAACCGGAGGGAAUGGAGCAACUACUGUUUCUGCAACCAUGUUUUUUGCUUCUAUGGUUGGCAUACCAUUGUUUGUUACUGGAGGGAUUGGAGGAGUACAUAGACAUGGGGAGCAUACAAUGGACAUAUCUUCUGAUCUUACUGAGCUUGGAAGGACACCAGUAGCUGUCAUCUCUGCUGGUGUAAAAUCAAUAUUGGAUGUCCCAAGGACCCUUGAAUAUUUGGAAACUCAGGGAGUUUGUGUUGCUGCUUAUAGGACCAAUGAAUUUCCAUCAUUUUUCUCUGAAACAAGUGGUUGCAAGGUGCCUUGCCGUGUAGAUACCCCAGAAGACUGUGCUCAGCUUAUAGAUGCGAACCUGAAACUUGAGCUUGGAACUGGAAUUUUGAUUGCUGUUCCAAUUCCCAAAGAGCACGCCGCUUCUGGAAGAUUAAUUGAGUCUGCAAUCAAGAGAGCUCUUGAAGAAGCUAGGGAUAAGAACAUAAUUGGAAAUGCUGCAACUCCAUUUUUGCUUGCGAGAGUGAAUGAAUUAACUGGAGGAGCUUCUCUGGCUUCGAACAUUGCACUGGUGAAGAACAAUGCACUUGUUGGUGCUAAAAUUUCCGUAGCACUUGCGCAGAUUAAAGAACGUGAAAAUAAAGGCUGUGCUGAGAGGAGGGGGGAGAUGGAGGGGAUGAAGUUGGAUGGAGCUUUGCAAUCCCACCCGAGAGAAGGUUUACCUAUUGCUGAUAUGAUUGUUAGAGGGAGGGUUUGUGAGUGGUGUGAAGACGACGCUAUAGGCCUCAAAAUGUUUCAACCCAGAUCUGGUAACCGGUCACUUGACAAGCUCAUACGUGAUAAUUGCGGUGACGUUGAAAUGGCCAAUGCGUGA
This is a messenger RNA of Prunus armeniaca (apricot), 1239 nucleotides long. The record is from the annotation of a GenBank genome assembly. NCBI's taxonomy places the organism in Eukaryota, Viridiplantae, Streptophyta, Magnoliopsida, Rosales, Rosaceae.